AUGGCGGCGGGUCGCAGCCAUCCAGGAUGGGAGGCGGUAACAAUCACCCCAACCGUCGUGGAGGUGCCAAUAACAAGAAGCAAAACACGCCAUCGCCCAUUUCCGCCGCGAACAACAAAACUGCUGCAUCGAACUCCUCUCCAGCAAGUAAUAGCCUCUCGGAUCGCAUGCGGAGGCGCGUUCAAACGGACUUGUCCUUCGGAGGUUCCGGCUCCGAAGCGGAGAGCGGCUUUGGGAGCGGUACGAGUUACGGCUACUUCGGCGGUAUCUUCCGUCUCCCCGUAUCAAACGUAAAAAUGUCUGGGUCUGGAAGAGGCAUGCUGUUUCUGCAUGACACGGAAGGUCUGGCAUGGAAGCUCUAGCAUCACAGGUAUCGAGAAGCUUCCGCAAUGCCGAACCCGCAUGACAAAUCCCCCAUUUUUGUGACAGAAAGUGGGCAGCCUUUGCCACCUAUGCAUGAGAGAUUUUUCUGUGUUCUGAAAUGCGCAUCACAGGUUACAUCCUUCCAGACCCAGACAUUUUUGCAUUUAAUACCCCGGCGCCGCGUACGAUUGGAUAAAGGGGGCGACGACCAAGAGAAGUAGAAGCUCUUUGUCAAGAAGUUACAGCAUCAGCCCCAUGCCGACGCCGAGUUCCAGCAAGGGCCGUGAUCACGAUGGGACUGCCGCGGCUUUUGCAUCACGCAGCACCACGACCGGCAGUAUAAUUCCCGGCAGUGGUCAGCACCAAUACGGUGGUAGUUCCACCGCCGCUCAGCACCAGGCCGUGUUUCCGGGGUUCAACCAGUUUUCUUUCAAAGUUCGGGAGUUGCGGCGGAAAUUCUCCGACGCGAUGCUGGACUUCCGGGAGGACUUGGACCGGAUAGACACGAAAGGGAGCAGUUUGUCCACCAGCACGGACAACUCGGGGGUUGAGGGCGGCUUGUCGAGAUCCGGGUCUUUGAUCCCCCCCGGCCGGCUACCCGACGUGCACAAUGAACAGUCGAGUGCGUCGUCGUCCUCUGAUAGGGAUCAACUAGACGAGUCGUCGUCCUCUCGAAUGGAGGAUAUGGUCGACCAAAACAAGCUCUUCUUCGACAAAAAGCAUCAUGGAGGUGGAGGCAGACUCGGCGGUGGUUUUUCAGCAGGAGGCACGCAUGACAGCAGUGACAGUGACACGGAAUCCACGGCUACUUCUACAUCUGUUUCCAUCGCGAGGGAACGGAGUGACUCGCACUCCCCGACACGGACUAGAGCAGGGCUGCUCUCCAGCGCAGGCUCCCGGUCGAACUCCGCAGCGAGAGGAAGGAGUUCGCGAGGUGCUGGGCAUUUGGACGAAGAGAAAGGGUUCAGUCCUAGAGGAACUACAAAUAUUAACUCAAGAAGCCGGAAUGACGACCGCAGCAUCUCCAGCAGGAAAAACGAGAAAAGCAAGAAGUCCAAGCUGAAGCAGUCCUCGCUUCUGCCCGGCGGCGCCGCAGCUAGUGCAAACAAUGACGUCGAUUACUGCAGCAAGUACGGAACUGUUCCGAAGAACAAAACGACCUGUCUCCGGAUUUUCCUCCUCCAGUUCGCUCUAUCAACUCGCAAAUGCGGCAGGUUUGUGAACGAUUUGUCGUGCGGGUACUUGGGUUUGUUGCUUUGUGGGAAACCAAGAAAAGGCAAAAGCAGUAUCGGUCCGAACGGGAUGUUCCGAUCGAAUGGGAAGUGGUCCGUCGCAACGUCCAACCCGUCGCCAACGGGUGGUGGACCCCCGAACGGGCUGCUUUUUGGGAAUAGUAGUGUAACUUCGCCUCAGAAGAUGAAGCUCCGCACCUGGUUCGCGCUGAUGGGAAUCGGGAUUGCGUUGAGCGCCUUGCUGUACAUUUUAGUGUACAGCUCCGAGGACUUGAAGAGCCUCCUCUCCUCAGUGUUUGGCGCGGAUUUUCUGCCAAAUUUCAGCUCCGGUGCAGCUGGGUCGUUUUUGUCAAUGCCGACGUUUUCGCUCUUCAACAAGCAGACCACUCCCGAUGACGAAGGGAGUACUAGUUCCGACGCGAAGCACGAAAAGAAAUUGGCAGAAAUUCCGGAGAUCGAGGUAUUGGUGGAGCUGGAAGAUACCCCGCCUUCUGCUGCAGGCGAACCCCAUGCAAAGAAACCGCAUCCGUUUUUCGAAACAACAAAUACCGGCGCUCCUGCAGCUCUAGAGAACAAAGUAGCCGGCGAGGCGGAGCGGCACGUGCCGCGGAACAAACUUCCCGAAGAGGACUCUGGAGGUGCUGCAGGAGGAGCUUUGUCAUCCGCGUCUAGUAACGAGUUACCUUUGGAAGCCGAGCGAGAAGGCAGUACUAGUGAAACUACUAACUCCGGCGGGCUUCGAACCUCCACCGCGCCCGUCGCCGGCGACACUGCGGUGAAUAUGGAAGGCGGUUCGGCGAUGAGUAUCGGCUCCAGUAGGUUGCUGGGGAGGGACAGCUCGUCCUCGUCUGGCAAUAACGCUGCGAACGCAGCCAAUAGCAAUAAUUUGCGAUCUGCUGCCGGUACCACGACACCUCCAACGGAAGACAGUGAUGCGACUAUUCCCGAUCCGCUCACAGAUCCUCUCGCGGACGACCCCGACAAACCUUUACCCGUGGUUGCCAGUGCAGAAGACGAUAACACUUUAGUCUCCUCCACAGUGCCACCAAGUCCUGGUAUGGCUGGCGCAACCGGAGGUGCGCAAGACAUCAUUAACAGUAUAGGGAACAACAAUAAAGAUCACCAGCAGCACUCGUCUGGUGAUCACCAGCUGUUGUCUCGCGCUUCCAGGAUUCACAGAAAUAAGGAGCAGCCCGAUGAUGGAGUUGAAUCCUCCGAGGUGCCUCACCAAGACUCACCGCAGAGCGAACACGCCGACGUACUGGACGAAGAAGAAACUGCGCAUCACGGAGGGCGACGUAGAGCUUCUGGAAUCACGAGGCCAGGAGGAGGAUCAGGAACAAGUAGCACUGCGUCUGCACCAAAAGUAGCUGCGUCAAACAAGGACGAGGACGACAGAAAUACUAAAGCUGGUGCGCCGACGAGCAACAACUCCGAAGAAGCGACCGGCGAAGCAGGUGAACAUAACGCCGCGCGCGACAUCAACAACAUGCAGGAUGAGGGGGCGGAGCAGGUCGUUUCCGCGGAGGUGAGCGAAGACGAGGAGCUGAACGCCCAUCCCGUGAAGGUGGAUAGUGUGAUAUGCAAGAAAAAAACUGUGUAAGUGUAACUCUGUAAUGCAGAACAUGCGUCAGAGUUACACUUACACCUGUCAUGCCAGACAACCAUGGAGUCCUCUUUUCGCGUGUGUUUUCCCUUACAAGCCGCGCAUGACAGGCUUCCUCUGUCAUGCUCAUGUAGAGCAAAUUUGUGAUGCUGUCAACCAAAGAAAGUUACACUAACACAGUUUUUUUCUUGGAUAUGUGAAAGUAGUCUACACGGUGGUCGGGAUUGUCUGCAUCCUGGCUCUUGCGGUGUGGUAUGCGAACAAAACGAACAAGAGAUGCGUACUUCUUUGUGGCGUUUUUCUGAUUUUGUAAUUGUAUUCGCAAUCGCAAAUUAACCUUAACGUACCUGUCGGUUUGAAUAAUUGCUUGGUACUGCCAUGAAGACAAAGUACUUAAGUAGCCAGCAAGGUGCCUCCACUGAACAUAAAACGUCAACUACUACAAAUCAGCCCUGGCCCAGGUGGAUGCGUUCUUGGUUCGACCCUGACUUCGGGAAGAUCAGCAUCGCGCUCGACGGCGAAGAGAUGCUGCAGAAGAAUCUGCAAAACCCCCGCGCCGCCACGCACUUCCAGCACACGGGGGAUAGAGCGGCUUCCGAGCGAAAUCGCUCGGGCAGUACUAGCUCCGCGGUCGGAGGACGAGGCGCAAACAGUAGUAACACGAAGUUCCAGCUCCCUUUAAAAUCCGCUGGGCUACCCGGCUUCGACCACGAUUUGCAUGCGCAAGACAUGCGGGGCACGAACAUCAUCGAGCGGACAAUGCGGUUUGGCCGCUACAGAAGAGUUUCCGACACCAUCCUGGGGCACGGGAGCUGCAAAGUCGUGUACCUAGCGGAGAACGUGGAAACGGGCAAAAGGGUCGCCUGGAGCCAGAUCGGCGUCCAGGAGGAGCAGAGGAGAAGGUCGAGGGCUCUGUCGGUGUCGACGCAGUUGGAGCAAACGAAAAACGAACUGCAAUUAUUGAUCGCUGCAACACAACCCGGAAUGCCGCAAAAUACGACGAGUGGUUCAACAUCUUCUGCGAACAAAGGGAACCAAAACCAGAAAAUGAACAUCCAGGAAUUAGACCGGCAGAAAAUCCUGAAACUUCUCGAUUACUGCUUCGACACCAUAGAGGAGCCGAAUCUCGCCGGAGGGCCGAACAGAACGGUGCAAACCACCGAACGGAUCCACAUGAUCACGGAGCUCCACCCGGGAGGGUGUCUGCGGAAGUGGCACUACAAUGUCUCGAACGGCAUCCAUCCGGAAACGAACGAAAAGGGGUUCAAGUUCGCCGGGGAAAUGUGUCGGGAGUUGAAAAACUGCGCGAUUUCGGUGUCCCAGGGAUUGCGGUAUCUCCACAACACGAAGAUCAUCCAUAGAGACGUAUCAAAUGUAAAAAAUGUCUGGGUCUGGAAACUUGUAAUGCUGCGCUGCGAAUAGUGAAUGAAAUGUUCUGUAAUGCACAGGCAAGCAUGAGAAAUGUCUGCGCUUCUUCGUGUUGCGUUUUUCGCAUGACAAACUGCGUUUUUGCAUGCCAGGCAAAAGGGUCUCCUCUUUGCAUGACAGGCAAAAGGGGACCGGGAAAUCGCUUGCUGGUUAACAUGUAUGCGUGACAAGCUGGCUGCGUUUUGCAUUCGUGGCAGUCCAGGAAAGAAGAAGAACUAGUGAAGCGAUCGGAUCGACGAGGUGCGUCAGGGGGCGUCACUCAUUCAUUCACUCACACUCUUGGACACGCAUCACAAAUUUUUUGGUCAUGCCAGACAAGCAUGACAAAGCCCGCAAGCUUCCAGACCCAGACACUUCUACAUUUGAUAAGACGUCCGACCGGACAACAUUUUCGUCAAAGUCGACCGUGGGGGGAAGAUUCAGGACGCGGUUUUGGCGGAUCUGGGGUUGUUUCGCUUCGCAGUGGAGCCAACAAAGACGAAAAACGCCAGUAGUGGUCAGCAGAGCAGAAACGCGAGUACGAAGGUGACCACAAGGUCUUCUUCGAAGAACAAAAACAGCACGACACCGCCGGGCAUUACUAGUAGUACUGGGAAGGUACUUGGAGGUACUACAACUGGUAGUCAGCAGCGCAACAGCAACAGAACGCCGGCGGUAAGCAGCAGUGCGGCCGCAACCCCGACCCCAAACAGCAAUACAAACGCAGCUGCUGCGUCGACGCCACGGAACCCCAGCGCAGCGGGGGGCAUUCUGUCGAACACGCCAACUCCGACCGGAGCCAGUGGGACGUCGAGUGGUGGCACGACAUCAAGUGGCAUAGCAGGGCCACCACCUCCCCCGGGCUCGGGUCAAAAUUCGGUCGUUCCUCCGCCGCCCCCGCCCAGGACGCCCAGGACAACGACGACCACGACGCCAGGAGUGAACACCUCGUCAUCCAGUCUGCAGUUCGAGUUUGUCUCUGCGGGAGGAGAUAUGAAGAACACAACGACUACUUCCAUCGCAGCAACGAGCACUAGCACAAUCAUCCCUGGACUCAUAGAUCCCCCACCUCCCCCCGCGCCAAAGUCGCUCUCCGGAACUUCCGCGGUCUCCGCUGCGUCAGGACCACCAGUUGUGGCUCCACCCCCCAUGCGGGGCUCUCCGACGAGCACUCCGACGCAGCAGGCAGCGGCGCCGCGAGAUGCUUUGCCGCUUUUGAGUGCUGGUGGCCCAGUGGCGGGGGAAGCGGAUUUGGACUCUUUGAUCCAACCUUUGGCACACCCAUUACUGAAUACGGGCGCUCACAAUCAAGGAGAUCACCGGGGAAGUAGAAACAAGCAAUCAGGAUCGUCACAUCAGCAUCACGUUGUGCAACCACACCACCCAAGGCCGAGCAACAUUCCUAUGAUUGCGACUUCCGCUUCGCAACUCGACCCCAUCGGAAACAGUGUGUCGAGCUCCAGCGCUGUUUUUCAGCCGCCAACCCCCCCGAUGGUGACACCACCGAGCGUCGCGAUGACACCCCCGGGCGUGGUCGUCUCAAAUGGGCCGCCUCUACUGCACCAUGGCUCGUCACGAGCCGACCACGGCGCAGCUACAUCGAAGCAAUCGACUUCGAAUGACAACAACUCGUCUCGCCCGAGUAGUACGAACCCCAGUCCAAAAUCUUCCACGAAUACGACACCAAUAACCGCCCAAACGCCGUUCGGGAACGGCAUCCUGCAGCAGCAGGCUUCCGGAACCAGUGCCGCGAGUUCAUCCUCCACAACUGCGCAUCAUCACACUCCUAUCCACCACCAGCAAACCUCGUCUAGCUCCGCCUCAAAUGUAAUCGAUCGGCAGAUCUCUAAUUCUGAUAUCGAUAACGAUAGGCAGACAGACACCGAGUUUAUGGGAGGUAACAAUACCUUCACGCAGCACAGCACGUUUGAGACAAGUACGAAGUUCACGAUUUCCGGGAAUGACGCUUAUUACCCGCCGGAAGUGAUCAAGCAACUCCUGGAAAACCCGCCAAAUUUCAUGGACUUGACGGCGAAGGUCAGGUGUGAAUUCGACUCAAAACUCGACAUCUACAUGUUUGGGCUGUCGAUUCUCGAGAUGUUUUUGGACGGGCGGAGGAGAACGUUUGUGAAGAACUACGCAGAGUAUGACGAGUACGAGGAGUAUGCGCUUGCGUUAGAGCAUGAGAAGUCCAAGGUGUUAAGCGAAGCGAGGCAUAAGUUCGCCGAAGACCAAUUCUCCCACACGCAGCUGAAUUACUUCCUGGCGGGCGCUUUAAAGACGGAUCCAGAACGCCGGUGGACGGCGAAUGACUGCCAUCACGGUUUAACGCAGUACCAGACCAUGGGCGGCGGAGCAGGGGGUGCUUCGAGCUCGUCGGGGAACGCGGGAGUUGGAGGUGGGAACAGCGCGGAUCCGAGCUCGGUACUGUUCAUGAACUUGCUUCUACUUUGGAGGUCUGCCUUUAGCCAGGUUUUCUCAGAUGCCUGCCACCAGACCUCGACGUUGACCUUAAUUAUAAAGCAAAAGUGAAAGUCAGUGUGAAGGUGGACUACGUUUGUUUUUUUUUUCUUUUUUCCUCUGACAGUAUCAGUAGAACACCAACAAGAAACAAAAAAAAAUCGCAGCCUCUCGGCGGCGGGAUGGUAGGACCCGAACACACCGGGCGCAAGGAGAGCCACGAUAACAGCUCGACGAUAAGCUGCACGCCCAUGCCUGCUGGUAGCACAGCCGGCUUUGACGACCUGGAGUUACAACCAUAACGGGGGGUCUAGUCAUCGGCUCCAGAACUUUUGGAAAACUUUUCGAAAACUUUGAAUUUCCUGAAGGCCUGCUCGUCCGAGAGGCUUUCUCCAAACUUCGUAGCCAGCGACCACGCGGCCAGCACGAGAAUGGGCCGCAGCUUGCCAUCGUGGUUCCUGUGUGACCGAUGGGGCCCUGCGUUUUUCGUGGGUCCCCAGCUUGCGCACUUCACCAGAGUGAAAAGCGCCCGCAUCAGAGAAGGCUGGGGCCGCGCCGAGCCUGGUGGCACAACGUGCAGCAUCGGCGUGCUUCGUGGUCAAGGCCAAGGACCAAAGAGAUUUGCUCGCUGUUCGUAGUAUCAAAGAGAGACCCCUAGCACCAAAAUAAAAGCCCAAAAGCCUAGCCUGGCUCAGGAAUCCCCUUGCGCCGCAAAAGCAAAGGCAUUGGCGAAAAUAAGAAAAAAACGCCAACAGCUUGGCAGCGGGUUCGGAACAAUGCAGAGUUGUCCCAAGCACGCACUUGGGUGGCCAUGUUGUUUGUUUGACCGAGGGGCCAACGCACUGGGGUGGCCAUCCCCCCAUCCGGGGCCAGCCCUCCUCCUUUGUGGCUAGCAGGGUCUAGGGUUUAGGGUUUGGCCCUCCUCCUUUUCACCUCGCACAGGGCUUGGGUUUGGGGUUUAGGGCUUAGGGCCUAGGGCCUCGGUUCUCAGGCGCAGCGCGCCGGCCGCGAGAGGCGUGUCAGUCUGGAGAGAUCCAGGGGGCGCGCCCCUGCGCCGCGUUGCGUUUGUAAUUACUACAAGAAAAAGCGGCGCAGUCGAAGAAGCAAACUCUGGCCGCUGCUAUCUUUUUGGCGCCUGUUCUGACCCCAGGCACGGCGGCACGCUGCCAGAAAGGAGCUGGGCUGUGAGUCUUCAAAAAGUACAAACGAAGCGCUUCCCAGACACGAAGCAGGGUGGUACUGCCUGCGAAAUCGGCAAAGCUCACGGCUCAGGUUUUGUCGUCUUUGUGGCGCCGUGCCGUCGUGUUUCGUGGCCAUAUACGUUGACCGAUAAAAGGCGUGCGCGCUGCCGUCGGUCACACGUGAAUCGCGGGCGGAAUCUUCUCAGCAGAUUUUUAAUUUAUUACGCGUCUGAACAGCGUGCCGCCCUGUUUCGUGAUAGGUUUGGACCCCGGAGCCGGGGCGAAAAGUUGUAUAUUUUACAUGCGACGAAUAACGUGGGGGGUAAUGUUAUCCAUGGCGGCACCGCGUAGGCAAAAAAGCGCGCUUUUUCAACUUUUGCUCAAAUUCUGAGGCAAGACGCGGCCUGUGCGUCUAUUUUGAAAAGUUUUUUUUUGCAGUUUUGCACUAUAUGCGAAAAACCAAAACCGAUGGCAUGGCGCCGCUUUUCUGGCCCUUAAAAUAAAAUGAAUCCCGAGCUAAUUCCCGAAAAAAAAAACUUUUGAAAAACUUUCCAAAAGCUUCCAUUUGGGGCACCAAAACAGUGCCGGCCCCAAGCAGAAUCCGCCGCGGGGAGCUUCGAGAAGGGAGGCCAGAAAAAAAGUUUUUUCGAAGUCUUUUCGGGCUCAUUUCGGGCUCACCGAAAUAGCACAGCAAAAAAGUCGCAUUUUUUGGCCUCCGCCGUACCACCGUGCCAAAGUCGGCACUGCUCCAGCGCCGAUGGUAUGCUGGUGGUGUUUUUUUGUUAUGUUUUGUCAAUGCCGGCACUUUUGCGAUGGAUGGGGUUCGCUUAGUCAAGCUUUUGGGUUUUUGGAUAUUGGAUCGGAUGGCGAAGGGAGGGAUAUGCGUGGGCUUGGGUCUUAGUUCCGGGAUGGGUUGGAGUUGGGGAUUGGUACUGGAUUGGGUAUCACUAUAUUUAUUUCCCGACUUGAGAGACUACUCUCGGAAGCCACUCAGGCAGCAAUGCAAGUUCGGGAUGAGUUGGAGCGCGUCACGCCCCGCGAGGUAGAAGAAGAGGACAGCGACGCGACGCAGAAGGGGGGUUGUCGGAUUUAGAGCCGGCCGCCUCGAGGAAGUGGAAGACGCAGCACAGCCCGGAGAUGGGAUUUCUUUCUACUCGGAAGCCACUACCUUCUUGGGCCCGCCUGGAGGAGUUGGAGUCUGUGGCGCAACGCGAGGCAGGUAGAAGAGGGGGACAGUGGCGCGAGGUAGAAGGGGGGGGGCUGUGGGAUUGACAGCCGGCCGGCUCGAGGACGCCCGCGGGGGAUGAGGUAGAGCCUGGCGAUGAGGCUAUUCUGAUUUUGGCUCGAGGGCAUGGCGGGGGCCAAAAAGUGGAAGGCUUACCUUCGCCGUCCUCUUUUGAUGCGCCUGAAAAGAGCCGGGCAAAACCUCUGCCGAGAUUCUGGCCUGGCGUCUCUUCUAGAAGCCCUCCGCGGCGGAUUCUGCUCGGGCCCGGAACUGUUUCGGUGCCCCUUUUCGAAGUUUUGCAAAAGUCCAUUUCAAGUUUUCUUUUUUGCUUGUUAGCCCUGGACAAAAAAACGGGUGGUCGGGAAAGUGGCGUGGAGGCUUCGGCUUCCAUUUUUCGGGAGCAGCGUAAAAGUGCAAAAAAGAACGUGCGCAAAUCGCCACGCAGAUCCUGCGAAAGCAAUACCCUCAGCAAUGCUUUGGGCGUUCGCGUCUUUGACCCUGCGCCGUGCCGUGUUGCACAAGGUUGCCCACGACGGUGGGCGCCGCAUGUAAAAAGUACAGCCGUCAGCUCCGGCCCCGGGGUCGAAACCUAUCACGAAGCAGCAUGCCACGCGGCCCAAACGCGUAAGAGGUUAGCAGUUUCGUAAGAGGAUUCCGCCCGCGAUUCACGUGUGACCGGCGCCAGCGCGCUCGCCUCCCUUGUGUCGGCCAUCAUAUACGACCACGAAACACGGCGGCACGGCGCCAAGAAAAGAGCGCCGGCCCUUGGUGGCUUCGCGUCGUCUAUUUUCUCUGCUUUUCAAAGUUUUCGAAAAGUUUUCUGCAAGUUCUGAAGUUUUAAUAUAGACCCCCCGUUAUGGUUGUAAUGGAGUCUGAGCCAUGAUGUGAGAGCAAUGCGGGCGGCGUUCAUGCUGGUGUUGCGCCACAACUCCCGUGGACACAACGCGCAAUGCAUCAACGGAAAAUAGAAACUCGUCUCGAAGAGAACUUACUAGCACUCAGCAGUCGCAAAGCGCUGGCGCUGUCGUUAGAUUUGUAUCACGUCCUGGCUGCGUCUAAGUCUAUCUACACCUACAGGAGAAAAAAAUGAACCGUGACGAUGAGAAACAGAAAGAGAAAGAAUCACGAGCAUGCUUGUACCAUAUUAAAGAUCGAAAUAAGAAUUUUCACGCUAAUUCUACUUUACUUGUACCAAACAUAACCCACAAUUGUUGUUGAGCAGUUAUCGAUACGACUAGUACGACUUUUACUCCAUCUACCCCACUGUAAAUUUUUACCCUAAUCGUGUUUCUUGUACCAUCACGACCGAGAGAGGUUUUCCCUUUCCCACCUUGAAGAGCACCAGGAGGUGUAUUGCUGGGUGCGAAGCCUCGUGCUUUGGAUCCGCAACGCAGCUCCGAGUUAUGGUGCUACCAGUACAUUACCCUCUUUUGUCCAGCAGAACAGAACUUUUCGCGUCAUUCAGUAGCGACUUAUCUUUUGCCUCAACACUGCAGAUCGAACUAGAAUCAUCUUGCAAAGCCAAUAAAUCUUGUUUUGAUACACCACGACGCCCUUUGAUCUAAUUUCCUGCCCUCGUUUUCAAUCCCGAUACCGAAGCCCUUCUGAUUUAGUCGAGUACUACCCGUUCUAGAACUACUAGUGUCAGCUGUCGAACGGAAUGCAUCUCGAGGAAUGACACCAAUUGUGGUUAAAAGUCUUCGCGUGGCCACCUUUAUUGAGUGGCUCUUGCUACCUAUGUCUUCAUCGUGGUGCUUUCGCUUGAUUUCUGAACGUCGUGAACUCUUUUGCGCGGCUUGUUGAUGUUGUACUGACGAUACCUACGCUUAUAUUCCUGCCCUUGCUUUUUGGAUUUGCGAGUUGUGCCAACUUUGAUCUGUAGCAUGAAAAGAUUCUCAAAGAAAA
Molecule: messenger RNA, 11379 nt
Organism: Amoebophrya sp. A120
Lineage: Eukaryota; Dinophyceae; Syndiniales; Amoebophryaceae
Source: the annotation of a GenBank genome assembly